AUGGAUUCUAUUGUUUGCCCAAUUUGCUUAUCCAAUUUCGACACUGUAUCAAAGCCUCCUCGCAUAUUUCCGAAAUGUGGUCACUCUUUAUGCACUGAAUGUAUAAUGACUUUAUGAAAAAAGAAUCCUGAAGUCAUUUGUCCUUUAUGUAAGGGAGCUUUAAUUCUGGACUCUAUCGAUGAUCUACCAGUGAAUUGGGGACUGUUGUCUAGCAUAAUGAAUAUCCAAAUCUUCUGUGAUAAUCAUCCUGAUAAAAUUUCUUCGUACUUUGAUAAAAAUAGCAUUCAAUGUCUUUGUUUAGAGUGCGCACAAACGAGAGAUCAAAAAUAUUUAAAAAGCUUAGAAGACAAUGCAGAUCAAUAUUUUUCGAAUAGAAUAGCAAAGCUCUAUAAAGAAUGCAAGAAUGCAAUGAGUGCAGAAGACCAUCGAUCCAUAAGAAAUGCGAGAAGUGAUUCAACAAGCCAUAAAUAUAAAGCAUACAAAAAAUUGGUGGAGAUCGCUAACACUGUGAACUGCGACAGACAUCCAGAUAGGCAAGCCACAUUGGUCAACCCAGAAAAAGGAAGAACAUUUUGUGAUAUCUGUGUAAUGCCAAGGAACAGCCAAUCUUUUGUGCCCAUUUUAAGGAAUCAUGAACUUAAAGAACUCCUUGCAAAACGAAUAGAAGAGUUAAUAGAAGAGCUCCCUGUUCAUGUGUCCUCGAAUUUAUUGAAGAGAGAAUUAGCAAAGCACAAACAUAUGCUUUUAAGUCAGCUUAUAGGAGAUAUUAAAGAGCUAAUAGAUGUGAAUAAAAAGGGGCAAGAAAUUCAAGUUGCUCUGCCAUUUAAUGGCAGCACAUGUGAGCUUUGUGGCAAAGGCUAUAUUUUUUCUGAAAUAUACCCACUUCAAAUCCCUUGUGGAGAGAGGCAUAUAAUCUGCAAUGUCUGCUUUAGCGAAAAUAUAAACGAAGAUAAUCCUCAAUGUCCUAUAAACGGAGAGCUUUUAUUAGAACUUUCGCCAAUAAAAAUUUUUGCUCCCAAUUUUGAAGCUCCUAAAUGUCCGGCAUGCAAGUUAUAUUUUAAUUUAGAAUUUCAUACACCAAGAGUCCUUCCUUGUAAAAAAGUUGUAUGCGUUAUGUGUAUAAAUAAUAAAAGCCAGCACCCUUGUGAUUACUGCCAAGAAUUACAUGGCGAAAAUUACUAUCCGAUAUCGAAAUUUUUUUGCGAUUUAGCCUUAUUCACUCAGGUAAAAUGCGACUUGCAUAGAGGAAUUCAUGCAAGUUAUUACCAAAAAAAAUUGAUGAAAUUUGCUUGUGAAGAAUGCAAUAAAAACUGCCAGGAUUCAGAAAAAAUUUGGGAUAAUGGAGAAAAUAUAUCAGUUCUAUUGAAGGAUUUUAUAAUAAAGAUUGAUGAAAAGGAAAGAGUAUUAGAAAAAAUAUCAGUUUCCGCCCAAGAUUUAGAAGAUGGAAAGUAUUCAAAUCAAGCAAAGGUUGAUAUUAUAAAGCAUAUAAGAUCAGCAAAAGAGAAACAAUUUGCGGAAAACCUUAAAGGCAGAGAAAUCCUUCAAGAUGAAAAACUUGAGAACUCAAGGGCAGUUUUAUGCAGAUUUUUAACUGUUAUGCCACCUCAAAAAUGGGACGGCCAGUGUGCUUUCCCAUACAAUCCAUGGUUCAUUGAUACGGAAAACCAUCAAAUUGAAGCUGUCACUUUUAAAGCUGACCACAGAAUUAAAAUUGCUGGCUUAGGAGUUUCUAUACCCCUUGAUUGCAACGAAAACUAUGUAAUUGAUCAUAUUGCAAUCUUUGAAGGUGAAAAUUCUAUGAGAAAUCCUGACAAUAUUAUGGUCAGGGGUGAGCAUUUUGUUUUUAAAGAAUUUGUCCAAGAUAUAUUUUUUACUGAAAAAGUUGAAAUUCCUAUGAACACUUUCUGGACAAUUCAGAUGAAAAUUAAUGCAAACUUUGUUUAUAGAGGAAAUCCAUUAGAUAAGCCAGAGUUUGCUGUAGGAUCUGAUUGCACAAAAUUCGAAUUUAAAGAAACCACUGCAGGACCUGAUACAUAUAUUUCUUCUCAAAACGAUAUUCAUGGUCCAAUUAUCAAAAUUUAUUAUGACAAAGUCAAGGAAGACUAA
This is a messenger RNA of Blepharisma stoltei, 2106 nucleotides long. Lineage: Eukaryota; Ciliophora; Heterotrichea; Heterotrichida; Blepharismidae. The record is from the annotation of a GenBank genome assembly.